Messenger RNA from Beauveria bassiana ARSEF 2860, 2976 nucleotides. Its product is annotated as homoserine kinase. The transcript is spliced from 6 exons. The record is from RefSeq and is a predicted model, not a curated record. Gene Ontology annotation, molecular function: homoserine kinase activity; ATP binding; GTPase activity. Lineage: Eukaryota; Fungi; Ascomycota; Sordariomycetes; Hypocreales; Cordycipitaceae. Gene Ontology annotation, biological process: L-threonine metabolic process. The coding region runs from base 1 to 2976 and encodes 991 amino acids.
AUGCCGACCAUUGGAUUCAACGUCGAGACGAUAAACCAUCCCGCCGGCUACGCCUUUACCGUGUGGGAUGUCGGAGGGUGCGACAAGAUUCGUCCGCUGUAUCGACACUACUUUCAAAACACCGAGUUUGUCAUUUUCGUCCACCACUGUGCCGACAUGGAAAGACUUGAUGAGCAGCUGGACUUGCUCAAGAGCUCGAUUCGCGACGACCAACUGCGUCAUGUGCCGGUUCUCAUCGUGCUCAGCGUGCAGGAUCUAAUGGUGGCGGCUACAAAGACCGAGGACAUGGCAAAAAUCAAGGCGGCGUAUGAGAGUCUCGCUGCAUCAUGCAAGAGGCCAGCAGCGAUCAAGAUUUUCGACUGUCCUGGAUUUUCUGCCACGACUAGCGAGAACCCGAGCACAGUCCUUGAUGAGGUCGUCGAGAUGCUCAGGGACAAGCAUGGCAGUGCUCAAGUCGUACCACCACAAGCGACAAAAAAGCCGGAUACAAAGGCCGACACUGCUGCCUCGAAUGCUUCAGAUGAUGAUGAGCGAGCAAAGACAAUGACAGGGGCCGAUGGCAUGACCACGGCCGACUUUUGGCAGGCGUUUGCAGACGGAUCAGUGGCGCCGUGGGAUCAUUACAAUCAUCUCAAAGCUGGUUUCUUUGUCCUGAUUGGAGCCUUUGAACAGGGAAACGGUGUUCUUGAUGCAGCAGACACGUUUGUCAGUCAUCUGGAACGCUUGCGAGCGGGAAACCCGCAGCGCUUUCGCAACACGACUCAUCGAACGAUGACGGUGUUUUGGUUGGCGCAGCUUCAAAUUGCCGCCGCCAACUAUAUCAAUAGUCUAGACACCAGCAGGGCGCUGCAGAGGGAAGAUUUCAAAAGUGUCCUCUUGCACAGUCCCACACUUGCCGAUUCGAGGCUCUGGACGAGAUAUUAUUCAAGGGAUUAUUUGUUUACCCAAAAUUCCAAAGACCAUUGGUGUCUGCCGGAUCUGAAGCCUCUCCCAUCUGUCGCGACGACAAAGCGACGACAAUCCAAGUAUGCGCCACCAGCCAUAGCGGCCGAUGCAGACCGACUUAUUGGGUUUGGCCUGACCGUGGUCCAGCAAACACUGGCGUCCAAGGCGCGACGCGGUCCGAUCGUCAAGGCAGCCUUGGCUGCGCUGCAGGCCUCGACGAUACGGGAGCGCGCAGUCACUACGGGAAUAUCGCCAUACUCGGAGACGCAAGCUUAUUUCUGGGUCCAAACAGUCCAUGCAGCAGUCGCGACUGCAACACCAACGUCUCAGAGCAAUGGCUUUGCGUGGUCUGGAUCGGUCGAGUCGCUCACGCUGCAGGCAUUAAAGGCCCUGUAUGGCAUUACCGGCGACGAAUGGCGGGCGCACUAUUCAGCGAAGCUGUGGGAGAGCGUAGAGGCGCGGAUGCAAUUUCGGCCCCCGGAUAAGAAACCGCUUCCGAAUGUGAUUGCAGUGUCUGGUCAGACUGGAGUAGUUGCUGCGCGAGCUGCCAUGGUGCAGAGAUUUGUGGCAGAUCAAGAGCCUCGUUCGAAACUCCCACCAUUCAGAGACCUUGCUGUCAUGGCAGCUGUACUCGCCCAAGAGAUCAAAGACGGCUCCGCAAGCAGCCAUGGAGUCAUGCUACAGUCCCUUUUUGAGCUUUUGUAUUCAAGAGACGAGAUGAAGCAGCACACGGAUGCCAACCACAAGAGACAGUCGCAGGUCGUUUCGAAAGCCCUCGAGCUUCCUUGCGCCGGUGUAGAUGGUCUGACGCAAAGAAUGUUUUGGGUACAGCAGAUUCUUCACUCUCUUGUGAGCUUUGAGGGGACCGAGUUUGGGGACUUUAUCCGCUCGAAUGUGCAUCUGGCAUACAAGGAGCUUCCGUUGGUGUAUUACUCGCCGAUGCUGUGGGAAACCAUGGAGUCGUUUACGAUCAAGACGCCGUGCUCCAGCGCCAACAUUGGCCCCGGCUUCGACGUCAUUGGCCUGGCCCUGUCCAUCUACCUCGAGCUGCGGGUGACUGUCGACCGCGGCAAGACGCGCUCCGAGGCGCCGCUCAACUGCCGCAUCACCUACGAGGGCCAGGGCGAGGGCGGCGCCGACAUUAGCCUCGACCCCCAGAGCAACCUCAUCACGCGCGUCGCCCUCUACGUCCUGCGCUGCCACGACCAGCGCGCGUUCCCGGUCGAGACGCACGUGCACAUCAAGAACCCGAUCCCGCUCGGUCGCGGCCUGGGCAGCUCCGGCGCGGCCGUUGUUGCCGGCGUGUUUCUGGGUCGCGAGCUCGGCGGCCUGCACCACCUGGAUAACAACCGCCUCUUUGACUACUGUCUCAUGAUUGGCACACAUCCGGAUAACGUAGGUGCUGCGCUGUUUGGUGGCUUUGUCGGCACAUAUCUGAUGCCGCUCAAACCCGAGGACGCCUCGCGCAUCGAGGUCCCGCUCAGCGAGGUGCUGCCGUCCCCGGCCGGCGGCGUCGACACGGGCAAGAAACCCCCGGAGCCGCCCGUCGGCAUCGGCCACCGCAUCGAGUUUCCCUGGAACAAGGAGAUCAAGGCCGUGGCCAUUGUGCCCGAGUUUGUCGUGCCCACCGCCGAGGCACGCGCGGUGCUGCCAGAAAAGUAUGCCCGCAACGAUGUGACGUUUAACCUGCAGCGCAUCGCCCUGCUGCCCGUGGCGCUGGGCCAGUCGCCGCCCGACCCGGAGCUCAUCCACCUCGCCAUGCAGGACCGCAUCCACCAGCCCUACCGCCAGACGCUCAUCCCGGGCCUCUGCCAGGUCGUCGAGUCCAUGUCGCCCAAGACCCAGCCGGGCUUCCUCGGCGUGUGCCUGUCGGGCGCGGGGCCGACCAUCUUGGCGCUGGCCACGUCCAACUUUGAGGAGAUUGCCAACAAGAUUAUCGAAAAGCUCAAGUUCCACAACGAGAAUAAGGAACUAGAGUGUCGCUGGAUGGUGCUGGAGCCAGCCAAGGGCACAGAGGUCAUUCGAUCAUGA